UAUCUAAUUCUUUUUUUUUUUUUUUAAUUCAAAAAUUUUAUUACCUGUACUUGUACAUGUGAUUCAUUUUCUUGACGGCAGGCCCGUAGCCACGGGGGGGCAAGGGGGGGGCGUUGCCCCCCACUAUACCCAGUCAUUGCCCCCCCUAAAAAUAUUAGAAAGAUGUUUAGGUAGUUACGUAUUUUAUUGCUUAUAACAUUUUCAUCGGUAAUAGAAUAGAUCAAAAAAGUUUUUUUAGCCGUGUAGUAGUAUUUAUUUCGGAAAUUCCGGGCCAUGACGACGAUACUGACGUGUCACGACGACUGUUGGCAAAUUGAUUGCUAACGUUAUCGUAAUCGUAGCUCAAUACUUUCCUAUCAAUUGACAUUUUAUUAUAGAACACCUAAAUAUUCUUUCAUUUUAUCGCCGACUGCAGCAGUACACGUGUGCCAAGAAAUUAUAUAACUGUUUUAAGUCUUGGAUUUUUUCAAAAAUUAAUACGUAAUAUGAAUUCAUGGGUAAUCAAAACAACCAAAAACUCGUCUGAAAAUACUACCGAAAAUAAUAAAACGUCCGAAAGCACUUCAUAUAUUAAUAAAACAUCAGAGAACACUUCAAUAAUUAAUAAAACAAAUAAUCAACCGAUUUUUCAAACACAUAAAAAAAAUCAAAUAAUUCUUCCGUCGUAUCCUAAUGUAGGUGGUAGAUCUUUUAGAAGUCAAUGGUUCAAAUUAUUUGAUUGGCUUGAAUAUUGUCCAGAAAAAAGUGUUGCAUUUUGUUAUCCAUGCAGAAUUGUUGGUAAUAAUGAGACUAAAGAAAUUGCAUUUUCUGUGACAGGAUAUUCCAACUGGAAAAAAGCUUUAGAAAAUAAUAAGGGGUUUUAUAAACAUCAAUCUUCUUCGUCGCACCGUAUUUGUAUAACAAAAUUGGUAGAUAAACAAAAACGUGUUGAAACGACUACAGAAAUUUCAACAUUGUUGAAUGAAAACGUUCUCGAAAAACAUAAAUAUUAUGUAAAAUCAAUUUUUGAAAUAAUCAUAUUUUUAGUCGUGAAUGAAUUACCAUUUCGUGGGGAUUUUGAUUUAGAAAUGCAGGAAGAUAAAGGUUUAUUUCAAUCACUUUUUCGGUACACUCUUAAAAAAGACACUAAACUUGCAGAAUGCGCUAAAUUAAUUCCUCAAAAUGCUACUUAUUUAUUAGAUUUACUUAUUUGUUAGAACAACGUUGGUCUAGCCAUUUAAAAAUAUGUGAAAUUAUAUAUAAUAAUUAUGAUAAUAUGAUAAAUUGUCUAAAAAAAGUGCAUGGAAAUUCAUUUGAUGGCAAUGAAGUAGCUCAAUGUGCAGGACUCUCAUUAACAAUGAAAAAGAAAACAUUUAGAUUCGCAUUGUGUCUUAUGUUAAAAUGUUUAAGAUACAUCAAACCAGCCGAUAAAAUUUUGCAAUCAAGAGAAACUGGUUUAACCCUAGCAAUUCCAAUUAUUCAUAGCGUGAUUAAUAGUUUAAAACAAUCAAGAAAUGAAGAAGUGUUCAAUGCAAUUUUAAAAGACUGAACAUUUAUUACCUGAAACCGAAACUGAAUCUCCAAAACGCAAGAGAAAGACUACGAUAAAAUUGAAUGAAUAUAUUUUAAGUGAAUCAUCUGGUACUUAUACAAAUUAUGUCAA
Messenger RNA from Sipha flava (yellow sugarcane aphid), 1642 nucleotides. RefSeq lists its product as uncharacterized. The transcript has 2 exons. Lineage: Eukaryota; Metazoa; Arthropoda; Insecta; Hemiptera; Aphididae. The record is from RefSeq and is a predicted model, not a curated record. The coding region runs from base 486 to 1196 and encodes 236 amino acids.